Megachile rotundata (alfalfa leafcutting bee) is the source of this 3048-nucleotide messenger RNA. RefSeq names its product ELAV-like protein 1. NCBI's taxonomy places the organism in Eukaryota, Metazoa, Arthropoda, Insecta, Hymenoptera, Megachilidae. Gene Ontology annotation, cellular component: ribonucleoprotein complex. Gene Ontology annotation, molecular function: RNA binding. The record is from RefSeq and is a predicted model, not a curated record.
GCAGCCUCCGCCCGUGUCGUAUCGUUAUUUCCGUUUCCUUAGUAUAGUGUUUAACGCUUUAAUUUCUAGUCUCGCGUAACCCUCUUACACACUCAUACAUACACACGUAAUCGCGUUCUCUUCUUUAAUACAUAUACACACGUUGUACUCCCUCGUUUAUUUUUUACGGUCGACGAAAUUUGGUGGUUUCGAUUUCCGAAGAUAUUGGACGCGAACGAAUCUCGGCUCCCUGCUCGCACACGCAUACACACGCGUCUACACACAUACGUGCUGGUCAAAGUGAAAUCGAAGGACCGUCGACCAGAAGGCGAGCAUAAAUGCCGAUUUACGAGCGCUCGCGUCGUACUUUUCUUUCAUUGAUUUCCCCUUCUGUUCCGGGCGGCGGUGCGAGAGCGUGAUAGUAGGUGUACACAAAGAGAGAGCAAGAGAGAGAGAAAGAGAAUCGAGAAGACGAGAGACCGGCGCGAUACAUCGUCGAGCAGGAGAGUAGUCGCGUAAAAGCUGUUUGCACGGUGCUCGGUUUCGCGUGCGACCGAAACGUUCGGAGGAAAAGGGAAACGACGAGAAAAAGGAGCACGAGCUAUACAGUGUCGCGUCCCGGCGGAAAGUGUUUCUCUGUGUCUCUGUGUGCAUGUGUGUCGUGUGCUUUCGCGUGCAUCGAUCGCAAGGUAGAGAAGGUGGCUCCAGAUAAAGAAGUUGGAAAAAGAUUUCGUACGUAGUUAGAAAGGACCCGGUAGAAGAGUGCAAUGAUGGCGAACGGAAUGGACACAGUUGUGCAACAAAACGGUGGAUCCACCCUCGGACAGGCUUCGCAGGAAGAGUCCAAAACGAAUCUUAUUGUAAAUUAUCUGCCCCAGAGCAUGACCCAGGAUGAGAUUCGAUCACUCUUUUCGAGCAUAGGCGAGGUGGAGAGCUGCAAGUUGAUCCGCGAUAAACUCACUGGUCAGAGUUUGGGAUACGGAUUCGUAAACUACCACCGGUCCGAGGAUGCUGAGAAGGCGAUAAACACGCUCAAUGGUCUUCGUCUGCAGAACAAAACGAUCAAGGUAUCGUACGCGAGACCGAGCAGCGAGGCGAUCAAAGGUGCAAACCUGUACGUGAGUGGUUUGCCGAAGAACAUGACACAACAGGACCUGGAGAAUCUCUUCAGCCCGUACGGCAGAAUCAUCACGUCUCGGAUACUUUGCGACAACAUCACCGUACGACAGUUUGUGACCGGCGGCGGAGACUAUUUGCCCGGAUUGUCGAAGGGGGUCGGUUUCAUAAGGUUCGACCAACGUGUCGAGGCCGAGAGGGCGAUCCAAGAAUUAAACGGUACCAUUCCGAAGGGCUCGUCCGAGCCGAUCACCGUCAAGUUUGCCAACAAUCCAAGCAACAACAACAAGGCGAUACCGCCAUUGGCCGCCUAUCUUACACCGCAGGCGACCCGACGAUUUGGCGGCCCGAUCCACCAUCCAACCGGCCGCUUCAGGUACAUUCCACUGUCGCCACUAUCCAGCACUGGCAAGGCCAUGCUUGCCAUUAACAAAGGCUUACAGAGGUACAGCCCGCUGGCAGGCGAUCUUCUGGCGAACUCGAUGCUGCCCGGGAACGCGAUGAACGGGUCCGGCUGGUGCAUCUUCGUGUACAAUCUCGCCCCAGAGACCGAGGAGAACGUGCUGUGGCAGUUAUUCGGUCCUUUCGGCGCCGUCCAAUCCGUCAAAGUGAUCCGCGACCUGCAGACGAACAAGUGCAAAGGCUUCGGUUUCGUGACGAUGACCAACUACGACGAGGCGGUGGUCGCCAUCCAGAGCUUGAACGGUUACACGCUCGGUAACCGGGUCCUUCAAGUGAGCUUCAAGACGAACAAGAGCAAAGCGGCGUAGGACGACAAGCAACAACAAGCAACAUCAACAACACCAUCACCGGCGGUGGCCACGGCCAGCGUGAUCGCGCCCUCGUCGAUCCAAACGGUGGCCAAACCCGUUGUCGUUACACCCGCGAAUCCAGCUCCAUCUUCGGCUCCCGUUUCCGCCUCCGCGGCUCUGGUCACGCUCGCGGCUGCGUAUGCUUCCAGUAAGAAGAUCGUCGACCAUCGUCUGCCCGUCGACACCGUGAUCAACGCUCUGAACAAUCGUUAUCGUCGAGAGAGCCAGCAACACCAGCUACAGCUACAGCUACAGUUACAGCUGCAACAGCAGCAACAGUAUCACAAUGCACGGAAAACGUACAACAAUUACGUGCACGCUCAGAAACGCUUGAACGGCUGCAAAAUGCUGAUCAGGAGUAUGGCCUCCUUGAACGAUCGCGACGAAGACGACGGAUGCGGUUCCGACUGAUAGAGGAUGCCGACCUCCCUGGAGGAAGACAGAGAGAAAGUUUAAAUCGUGUAUAUGUGAGCGUGAGUGAGAGGGAGAGAGAAGGAGGGUCGAGAGAGGAGAACGUCAGGACGCGAGAAGAGAGAAAGAGAGAGAGGCGGGGUAGGUCGUGAUGCGCCAAAUCGUCCGAUUAUCCUAACUUUGUAGACCACGCUCUAAGACCCAUCGAGAGGGAAUGCUCGUUUCUUCUAUCUUUUCUAUCCGAUCUCUCUCUUCCUCUCUCGGUUCUGAUCCUUUGCUCCUGCUGUUCGUCGACGAGCCAGGGGAAACGCGAGGCGUCGCUUCCGUUUCUCGCGCGAUCACGCGACCCCUCGUCAGCGAAACCAAACACGAAAACAAACAAGCGAGUGUAUAUACAUAUUGCUGAUUUAUGUAUAUGUACGCGGACGCACGGACCACGUGGUGUGCACGCGUUCGCGCUAAUCGAUGCACGAGGAAGAUAAACAAAAAGAACUCGUUGUUAAACUAUACAGAGAAAAUGAAAAGAUUAAAAGACCAUACGACCAUCGGGCUGCAGCGACGCAGGAGCACCCGACGAGGAUGCAGGUCCUCGUUGCAGCUCCUUAUUCUUAUUCUUAUCCGCACGACCAAAGAGUCUCGACGAUGUCAGGCUGUGAGACUGAAAACGGAACUCGAGAGGCUAAUCGAAAUAAGAAAGGCAGGGCCUGUUUUUCCCCCAAGACGACAGCGC